Nicotiana tabacum (common tobacco) is the source of this 819-nucleotide messenger RNA. Lineage: Eukaryota; Viridiplantae; Streptophyta; Magnoliopsida; Solanales; Solanaceae. The record is from RefSeq and is a predicted model, not a curated record.
AUGGCCCAAGCCUAUACAGACCGAUCCUUCUCAGAAGAACCCCAACUUGAUGUGAAAAUAUCACGGGAAAGAGAUGCGGGCAGGAAGAAUGAACCUGAGGAACCUCAACAUGUCCUUCACAUGAUCAUCGGUGGAGUCGACGUCCCACAAGGACCUAUAUUCAAGCGUACCAAAGUAUCCAUUCGAAGGGAGAAACGGACUCGGGAUUACAUGCCCGAGGACACCCUCACAUUCAGCGAGGAAGACAUCAAAGCCGUAUCUCAGCCUCACAACGGUGCACUGAUAAUUUCUAUCCUUUUAAAUAAAGUUCAAGUUAAACGUGUUCUCAUGGAUGUAGGUAGUUCGAUAAAUAUAAUCCAGUCAAAGGUCGUGGAGCAACUCGGGUUGCUCGAUCAAAUCAUACCGGCAUCUCGAAUCUUGAAUGGCUUUAACAUGGAAAGUGAAACAACAAAGGGAGAAAUCAUCCUCCCAGUCAACGUGAUCAGAACCAUACAAGACAUAAAAUUUCAUGUCGUCGAAGGUGACAUGAGGUAUAAUGCUUUGCUUGGAAAGCCGUGGAUCCAUUGCAUGAGGGUGGUGCCAUCGACCCUCCAUCAGGUGAUGAAGUUCCCAACAAAGGAUAGCGUGAAAACAGUAUUUGGAGAGCAGUAUGCAACUAAGGAGAUGUUUGCAGUGCACGACUUGACACCGGUUGUUGAGGACGAAAAAGAAGAUUUUCUCACCCCCCGAGCCUUCAUUGCCCCCAAAGAAUUGGAUGCGACGAAGUCCAUAGUCGAGGAACUCGAGCAGGCCAUAUUGAUCAAGUAUCUUCCAGAAUGA